This is a messenger RNA of Amaranthus tricolor (Joseph's coat), 2029 nucleotides long. Its product is annotated as light-inducible protein CPRF2-like. Lineage: Eukaryota; Viridiplantae; Streptophyta; Magnoliopsida; Caryophyllales; Amaranthaceae. Gene Ontology annotation, molecular function: DNA-binding transcription factor activity. Bases 188 to 1444 code for a protein of 418 amino acids. The record is from RefSeq and is a predicted model, not a curated record. The transcript is spliced from 6 exons. Gene Ontology annotation, biological process: regulation of DNA-templated transcription.
CAUCCAUAUAUUUUAGCUAAUAAAUAGAUAUAGAUAUAAAUUAAAAAUUUUGUGCAAAGUUUUAGCUUCUUGAAGUAGUUUAUAAAAAAACGGAUAGAACUUGAAAAGAAAACUUCAUUUUUUACAUCCAUCUUUUGAUCUUAGUUCUUAUCCUCACCAAAAAAAAAAAGAAAAAGGGUAAUACAAAAUGGAUCGGGUCUUUUCAGUGGGUGACAUUUCUGACCAAUUUUGGUCAUCGCCGCCACCGCCACCACCAUCACAACCACCCGGUGGUGAUUCAAAGAUGAAUAGAAGUGCUUCUGAAUGGGCGUUUGAGAGGUUUCUUCAAGAAGCUUCCCCAAUAUCUGAUACUUCUUCUUCUAAAUCCCUUGCUGAAAAUGAUGUUGUUGAGAUCAGGGAUUCUCUCCAUCAAUCUAAUAAUGAUAUUACCAGUAAAAUGCCGGCGUUUAAUCAUCAAGGGUCGAGUUCUUUUCCUGUUGAUUCUGAUGAGUAUCACGCUAUUCUUAAAAGUAAACUCGAUUUAGCUUGUGCUGCUGUUGCUAUGACUAGGGCACCUUUUGUUAUAAAUCAAAAUCAGAGUUCUGCUGGUGUAGCGGAAAGUGCAACACAGGGUUCAGUGGAAUCUAAAGUAGCUUCCCAUCUUCCAAGCAAAGGGUCCCAAGAUAAGGAUGCAAAGCCUGUUGGAAUUCCUUCCCUUCCUGCUAUGCCCAAGAAGCCUCUUACUCAGGAAAAGCAGGCCAUGAGUUAUUCAUCAGGUCAGUCAGAUGAUGAUGAUUUGGAGGGUGAAAAUGAAACGACCGAUCCUGCUGACGUAAAGCGUGUAAGGAGAAUGCUUUCUAAUAGAGAGUCGGCUCGACGCUCGAGGAGGAGAAAGCAGGCACAUUUGACUGAACUUGAGACACAGGUGUCUCAGCUGAGAGUUGAAAAUUCUUCAUUACUGAAGCGUCUUACUGACAUCAGCCAGAAAUUCAAUGACGCUGCUGUGGACAAUAGGGUUUUAAAAGCUGAUGUUGAAACUUUAAGGGCAAAGGUCAAAAUGGCGGAAGAGACUGUGAAGAGAAUUACAGGCAUGAACCCUUUGCUGCAGGCAAUGUCCGAAAUCUCUACUAUGGGCAUGGCACCGUUUGGUGGGAGCCCAUCUUCUGACUCUGCAGAUGCUGCUGUUCCCGUGCAAGAUGAUCCAAAACAGCCUCAUUUUUAUCCGCCCAUUGAUAAUCCUCUUCCUGGUCCCAACCCAAGAGUCGAUAAUGGUGUCAAUGACGUUAUUUCUUCUCUUGACCACCAUGUAUUGCAAAAUUCAGCACCACAAGUACUGGGUGGCAGCAAAAUCGGAAGAACUGCAUCCAUGCAAAGAGUAGCCAGCUUAGAGCACCUCCAGAAACGAAUUCGUGGGGGAAUGAAUCAAGGAAGCCCGCAACAUGGCCAUGGUGGUCCGGAUCAGUAAUCACCCGAGACAUUAAUCCUUGUAUGAAUUUGUUCAGAUCCAUUGUGAAUCUGCCAUUGUUAUGUAAAGUUAUUUCAUCCCUUCAUUGCUCAUUGGAUCCACAAGGCACUAUGCCUUUAAUUUGCCAAAUAGCGUCCGUGCUAUGGUGCUAUGGCAUUGUCUUGUCGUCUAACCUGGUUUUAUCUAAUGAAUAGCAUUUACCUGCGGAAAGAAAUGCCCUAUAUAGCUCUCCUAUCUCGAAGGUGUACAUUUAGUUCGAGCUCAUGAAACGACACGUACCAACUACCAAGUCACAAGGCAUGAUUUAAUUUACCCUUUAAUACUUUCAAAUGCUUGAUGGGCAAUAUAAGAGCACAUAAUGAGCUCAUUUGCAGCCAACUAUGCUUAUUAAGAAUAUUCCGCAACUUGGUGAUAUCGAAACAUUAAUGUUUUGUAACUUUUUUUUGAAGUAUGUAGUAAGCUGAGGGAAGGGGAGAUGGUAAGAAUCAAAGUUAGGACUUUGCCUAAAAAAAGUAGUAUAUGCUCCAAUUCGAUUUUUAAGAAAUAUUAAUGGCGUAAAAAAUAUUAGGUAUAAAUAAAAUUUAA